AUGGAGGACUCGGUUAAGACUUUUGGAUCAGAGGAGGUAGAUGCAAACUAUUGGAGAGACCUGGCCAUGACCUACAAGCAGAGGGCCGAGAAUACACAGGAGCAGCUCCGAGAAUUCCAGAAAGGAAGCUGGGAAUAUGAAGCUGAAUUGGAGACUAAGCUGCAGCAAACUGAGACCAGGAACUGGGACCUCCUGUCAGAGAAGGAGUUGGAGACUGUGAGGGAGAAGUUUGAAAUGCAACAUUCAGAAGGCUACCGGCAGAUCUCAGCCUUGAAGGAUGAUCUGGCUCAGAAAAAAGCCAUUAAAAAUCAAUUGCAGAAAUAUAUCCAGGGACUGGAACAAGUCAAUGAUGAACUGGAGAGAGCCAAACGAGCCACAAUCAUGUCUCUGGAAGGCUUUGAGCAGCGCGUGAAUCAAGCAAUCAAAAGAAAUGCCUUCCUGGAGAGUGAGCUGGACCAGAAGGAAAAUCUUCUAGAAUCCGUGGAGAGGUUGAAGGAUGAAGCAAGAGAUCUGCGGCAGGGAUUGGCUGUGCAGCAGAAGCAAGACAAGCCCCGGACACCCUUGCCAGGCUCUGGGGAAACCGAGAGGACAGACAGGGCUGUGCGGGCUACAGGCUCUAUGCCUUUCACUCCCAUAGCUCACCGAGGACCCAGCUCUGGUUUAAACACACCAGGAAUAUUCAGACGUGGUCUGGACAGCUCUAAUAGUGGGACCCCACUCACACCUGCAGCCCAAAUAUCAGCCCUAAACAUCAUUGGGGACCUGCUUCAGAAAGUUGGGGCGCUGGAGUCCAAACUAGCAUCAUGCAGGAACUUGGUGUAUGAUCAGACCCCAAGCCAGGCAAGUGGACCAGCCUCAGGGCAAGGAACCAAAGGCCGAGACGGUGGUGACAGAUGGCCGAGCAGCACCAGUGUUGGAGAUAAAGGGCUUCACUGUGUAUCUUCAACUGGCCUGGGACUUGAAGGGCUGUGCAGACCAAAGAGCUGCCUAUCUCUACCUUCUGUGUGCUGGGAUUAA
Alexandromys fortis (reed vole) is the source of this 1017-nucleotide messenger RNA. Its product is annotated as nuclear distribution protein nudE homolog 1-like. Gene Ontology annotation, cellular component: kinetochore; centrosome; kinesin complex. The record is from RefSeq and is a predicted model, not a curated record. Gene Ontology annotation, biological process: establishment of mitotic spindle orientation; mitotic centrosome separation; vesicle transport along microtubule. Gene Ontology annotation, molecular function: microtubule binding. NCBI's taxonomy places the organism in Eukaryota, Metazoa, Chordata, Mammalia, Rodentia, Cricetidae.